CCACUUUAGCCUUUAACUUGUUUUGAAUGUGCCGCUGGAACUGUUGUGCGCAUGCGCAAAAGAGGUGACGUAUAAACUUCCAAAAUAAAUGCCACUAUUACUUUAUUCGAUUGGUACUGUAUUGUUAGUUCUUAUACAUGAGUAACACAAAUCCCACGAAAGGGUAAAUUUGAUAUAGUUAAAUACCUGGGAGUCAUUUGUUGAAUUUUUUGGGGGGAAAUUAUACUCAAUAUUUUCUCUGUACAAUGGCAAAGUGUGUGUUAUUUGUUAAAUAAAAAGUCUCCACAAUUUAUCUGGUCAUGACACAAAUAAAAUGGCACAAUGAGCAUGGGCUACUUUAUCGAACUGUUUUAUUGAAUGUAAUCCAGAUAUGGCAUAAUGAGACCGCCUGUUCGUGAGGGGGAGGUGGGAGAUCAAACUUCCCUCCCAUCAACUAUGUGAGCGUGUGUGUAGACAGCUCGUUGUGCAGAGCUCUCUGGUCUGGUCCAGUCUGUUGAGCAACCUGUAGGAGGGUGCACGGCAGUUUAAAGCAUGAAAAGUAGAAACACGCAGCUCAAAGGACGAGUGAGAGGAAGGUGAGCUCCCAGCAGCUGAACUCUGAAAGGUUACCCAUAGGAAACCAUGUGCAGCUCCCUAAGUCCCAAACAUCCGAGCAGCCCCGGCCUGACGGACAUGCAACAGUACCACCAGUGGUUGGCCAGUCGACAUGAAGCCAGCUUGUUGCCUAUGAAGGAAGAUCUCGCCCUCUGGCUCACCAAUAUGCUUGGCCUGGAAAUCACCACUGAGAGCUUCAUGGAACGCUUGGACAACGGCUUCCUCCUGUGCCAGCUGGCUGAGACGCUGCAGAAAAAGUUCAGGCAAAAUAGUGGAGACCUGUCUGCUCUCAACAAUAGAAAGGUUAUUCCUUACCGGAGGAUUCCAUGCCGGCGGACUGCGCCGUCUGGCUCUUUCUUUGCCCGGGACAACACAGCCAACUUUCUGUCUUGGUGUCGUGAAGUUGGAGUGGGGGAAACGUGUUUGUUUGAAUCUGAGGGUUUAGUUCUUCAUAAGCAGCCACGAGAAGUCUGCCUCUGCCUGUUAGAGUUAGGCCGGAUCGCAUCCAGUUACAACGUGGAGCCCCCCGGCCUUAUCAAACUGGAGAAAGAGAUCGAACAGGAAGAGAAAGCACCUCUACCUCCUCCAUCUCCAGCAUCCCCAGUUCAACCCCUCCCUCCAUCACCCUCAUUGUCACCCACCCCGUCGCCGACUCUUCCCAAAGUCACCUUGAGCAAGAAGAGCACUGGGAAGCUGCUGGACGAUGCUGUAAGACAUAUUGCUGACGACCCUCCCUGCAGAUGUCCCAAUAAAUUCCACGUGGAAAGGCAUUCGCAAGGCCGAUACCGCGUUGGGGAAAAAACGCUCUUUAUACGAAUGCUGCACAACAAACAUGUGAUGGUGCGUGUGGGAGGAGGAUGGGAGACAUUCGAGAGCUACUUGCUCAAGCACGACCCGUGCCGCAUGCUCCAAAUCUCCCGUGUGGAAGGGAAGACGUCCCCCGUCGGUGGAAAAGGCCUCAACAUCAAGGACCUGACGCCUGAUAGCUACCUGGUGGUGGCGGUGGCCAACCACCGCAGCAAAAAGUCAACACAGGAGACUGCACCAUGAUGAAGACUGUAGGUGCGAGACAUUCAUGUAGACAUUUAAAGUCAACUGGCUGUACAUGGUGUACAUUUCAUUUCAUAAUAUUAUAACCAAGAUAGUUUUUUUUCCCCCACAUUAUUUUUCUUUUUAGUUAUGUGCCUAAAUCUAUAACUUCAUUGGACUUUUUAACCGAUACAGUUUAUAUUCCAUGCCAGUGGACUUUGAAUAAUAUUUUUCUCAUUAACACAAAGUUGACCUGUGUACCACAUUAAAACUGUGACGCUUAAGUGAAUGUUGAUUUACAAAGUGAAAAAAAAAUAAAAAAUAGCGAAGCCCAAAGUGGUUUGUUAUCCAUUGUUCAGAGCACUCCCAUGUUUACAUAUACAUAGUACUAUUACAAGAUAUGGAAACCUCAUUUGUAUAUAUUUUCUUGUUUAUCCAUUAUUAUUUUAUAUACUCUCAUUUUAUGGACUCAUUUGAGUAACAGAAGUGAUUUUUUUAGCAUAGAAUUAGCAAAUGCAAUAUAUGAUGUAUAGCCACAUGCUACUGUAUUUAUGCUAAUAGCACGCUGGCACUAAGACCAUUACUGAUUCAAAAGAAUAAAAUUAACAAUUAAAAGAG
Syngnathus typhle (broad-nosed pipefish) is the source of this 2241-nucleotide messenger RNA. RefSeq names its product growth arrest-specific protein 2 (gene gas2a). Gene Ontology annotation, molecular function: cytoskeletal adaptor activity; actin filament binding; microtubule binding. Gene Ontology annotation, cellular component: actin filament. NCBI's taxonomy places the organism in Eukaryota, Metazoa, Chordata, Actinopteri, Syngnathiformes, Syngnathidae. Gene Ontology annotation, biological process: actin crosslink formation. The transcript has 8 exons. The record is from RefSeq and is a predicted model, not a curated record. Bases 622 to 1644 code for a protein of 340 amino acids.